UUCCGCCAGCUGUCCAAUCAGAAUCCCGGAUACUGCGACGCGUGUGUUUCUUGCUCGUGGGGGAAGAAGCGAAGACGCGUGAACGAGAAAACCAGCGAGAAUUCGGCUCGUUUAGAGAGGAAGGUGCCGACACUUUGUCAUCAUGGAUGUCAGUAAAGCUAAAGGAGAUAAUGUGACGCCCAACCCAGGUGGACAGACGGACAAACCUCCAAGCGCCCAUCUUGUGGAAAGCAUGCUCCCCAAAGUUGUGAAGAGGCGAGUGCAUGCCUUGAAGAGGCUACAGGCACAGUGUGCUAACAUAGAAGCCAAAUUCUACGAAGAGGUUCAUGAGCUCGAGAGAAAAUACGCAGCUCUUUAUCAGCCGCUGUUUGACAAGAGACGAGAUAUCAUCACAGGAACAGUGGAACCUACAGAUGCGGAGUGCGAAUGGCAGAGUGAUAUGGACGAAGAGGAGGAACUAGCUGCAGAAGUAAAGGAAAAGGCUUCCAUUGAAGAUGCAAAGAAGGAGGAAGCAACUCCAGAGGAAGACCAGAAGGGCAUCCCAGAGUUCUGGCUCACUAUUUUCAAGAGUGUGGACAUGCUCAGCGACAUGCUACAGGAGCAUGACGAGGCUAUCUUAAAGCACCUGAAAGAUAUUCAAGUCAAAUUCUCUGAGCCUGGACAGCCGAUGAGUUUUACGUUAGAGUUCCACUUUGAGCCCAAUGGCUACUUCAACAAUGCAGUCCUCACUAAAGUCUACAAAAUGAAGUCUGAGCCAGACCCAUCAGAUCCUUUCUCGUUUGAAGGUCCAGAGAUUAUUGACUCUGAUGGAUGUCAGAUAGAUUGGCACAAAGGAAAGGAUGUGACGGUGAAAACUAUUAAGAAGAAGCAGAAGCAUAAAGGUCGUGGUGUCGUCCGCACCGUUACCAAACAGGUCCCUAAUGACUCGUUCUUCAACUUCUUUAACCCUAUCAAAGCUUCACCAGAUGGAGAAAUGGAUGAAGACUCUGAGUUCUCUCUAGCAACAGACUUUGAGAUCGGUCAUUUCUUUCGUGAGAGAAUAGUUCCAAGAGCGGUUCUGUAUUUCACUGGCGAGGCCAUGGAGGAUGAUGAGAGCUUUGAGGAGGAGGAACUGGAGGAGGGAGAUGAAGAGAGCUGAGGACAAGACUGAAACAUGUGGCUGAACAUGUCUGUCUUUGCCUCUUCUCAGAGGAGCAGAAAUUUGUUAGCAGAAGGUAAACAAAGGCUUUGUUACUCUGAGUUAAAACAAGAAUCUGAACUUGAUGAUGCUACCACCACCAUGCUUCUGUGGGGACUGUAUUGGACAAGUGACGAGCAGCGCCUGGUUUUCUCCACACAUACGACUUGAAAAGUUCUAUCUUGGUCUUAUCACACCUGAGAACCCUAUUUCUCAUCAUUCCUUCGGGUGUCUUUUAGCAAACUAUGCGGGCUUUUACGUGUCUUGCACUGAGGAGAGGCUUCUGAUGGGCCACUCAGCCAUAAAGCCCUGCAGUGAUGAUGGCUGACUUUCUACAACUUUCUCCCAUCUCCUGACUGUUUCUUCUUUACCUCUCACCAAAGCUCUUCUUCCUCUGGUAGCUCAGUUCAGACAGCCUGCUCUAGGAAGGAUUCUGGUCGUCCGAAACAUCUUCCAUUCAAGGAUUGUGGAGGCCACUGUGCUCUUAAGAACCUUAAGUCCAGCAGAGAUUUAUUUUUGCAACCAUGGCCAGGUCUGUGCUUUGCCACAAUUUUGAGCUCUUCAGGCAGCUCCUUUGACCUCAUGGCUCUCAUUUACUCUGAUGUGCAUUGUGAGCUGUAAGGUCUUAUAUAGACAGGUGUGUGGCUUUUCUAAUCAGGUCCAAUCAGUAUAAUCAAUCACAGCUGGGCUCCAAUAAAGGUGUAGGGCCAUCUCAAGGAUGAUCAGAAGAAAUGGAAAGCACCUGAGUUAAAUAUGAGUGUCACAGCAAAGGACCAUGUGAUAUUUCAGUUUUCUUUUAUAAUAAGAAAUGUCUGAGAUUCUGUUUUUCUGUCAGUAUGGGGUUCUGUUGUCCACAUUGAGGAGAAAAUUAAUUUAAUUGAUUUUAGCAAAUGGCUGAAUACUUUCCAUACCCACUAUAGUUUUAGUAUUGGUCUUUGACAAAAAUAAUUUUUCAUUUUAGUCAUACAAUUUGUUUUAAUUUUAGUCUAAUUUUAAACUGAAAUGAAUGUAUUUUUCAUCUGUAAAGGAAAUGUUAAUUACACCUACUGAAACGUUUCAUUGGAUCAAUAAAACUCGAAAAAUAGUUUUCAUUUCAACCAUUAACGGUACCAAAAUUAACACUGACAGUUUGGAUUUGUGCCUCUCAAUAUUAAUAAAAUAAAUCUGAACAGUAAUAUUUGUAAACAUGACUCCGUUUAGACAUAAAUUAUUGGUCAUCAAUAAAGGGAGCCUAAGCCACUUCUGCCUCAUGGGUCCCUGGGAGAACCAAAAAACGAAUGCAAGUCAACGGGGCUAAAAACGCUAUUUUCUAAUCCGCUUUGCCUUACGCCCUGGAUCGCACAUAUGUUGUACUGCAAUUUAAAUGAAAACUAAUGAUGGGUGUUUCGACCACGUCAGUCACGUACUUUGAGAUUUAUCAGCUUAUAAAAGUUUGUAAUUAGCAUGACUACAAACUAGAAUUCGGCAUGUCGCAUAUGUGACGUCACCACAUAAUCUCCCCUCCCCUAGUGUAGCAGCUACUUACCACAUGACCAGAUUUAUGGUGGUUCUUUCCUCCUGUGGAAUGUUUGCUGAACUUACAGACAUUUUCCCUCAGUUUUCUCCGUGUCUGGUUCAAUGACGUCACUUUCGUGAAGCGCUUUUGUAGUCCUGGACUUAUUUUCACACAAAACGUAAAAUAGCGUUUUCCCCGUUCGAAAAAAAGCGCAUUCUUGGUAUCUAAAUUCAUCUUUAAAAUUCACAGCCAUCAUGUGUGAAAUCCCUAGCACAAAACAAGCGGAAUUAGAAAAUAGCGUUUUUAGCCCCAUUGACUUGCAUUCAUUUUUUUCAUUCUUCCAGGGACCCAUGAUGCAGAAAUGACUUGAGCUUGGGUUAUGCUUGACGCGUCCGCGAGGUUCGCACGGCUCCGCGCGGCAAAAUUGCGUCAUUUUAACAACCACGCCCCUCCACCGCGCCUCCGCACGGCCCAAACUUUCCGCAUCGCGCACCUAGGAAAUUUUCUAACCACGCGGACGGUCGGACGCGGAAAAACAUGGCGGACCGGCAAGAACUAGUAUGGCAGAGGUUCGUAAAUACAGACAUUUGUAUGAUUCAGCUCUCACAGAACACCGUGAUCAACAUGUUAUUAAUUCUUGGAGAGAAAUAGCUCGCACUGCCGGAAAAGACGAGGACGCUGUUAAAAAUGCUGGAAUGCCAAGUUGUAAACAACAGUUUUUACUUCUACUAUGGUGUAGUGUUGGAUGCAUGCCGUAGAGCUCCAUGCUGCCCCCUACAGUUUGGGAGAAUAUUGGCUCACCGCAGAGACAAGCCGCAUGAACCAUAAACGCUGCAAGUUGUGAAGCUGGUUCCAUCCGCGAGCCGCAUCACCAAGCGGAAAGUAAAUGCGUCAAGCAUAAACCAAGCUUUAGGCUCCCUAUAUGAGGUCUUGUUCAAACAGCGGCCCGCUGAUUGGUUCUUUUCUCGUGUAGUCCCGCCUGUUUCAUUUGCUGAUGGUUCUGUUUUCUGUUCUCCCAUCUUCUCUGUUUUCUUACCAUCUAAUUUCAUGAGUAAUUUAGCCUUUGUAGAUGUAUAUUUUUAGUUUUCAUUUCAUUUGCAAAAAUGCUUUGGUCACAAAAGACAAAUAUUUUGUCAACGUAAUUAAUGUUAGUAAUGAUCGAUUUGUCAGAUCUAGAUGGUCUGCGUCACCAUCAGACCUUCAACCAGUUCUUAUAACUUUAAAUCAUUUUGUUUUUGUACCUCAGGAGCAAGACGAUGAUGGUGAUGAAGAUGACGACGAGGGGGACUUUGACCCCAAG
This is a messenger RNA of Nothobranchius furzeri (turquoise killifish), 3972 nucleotides long. RefSeq names its product nucleosome assembly protein 1-like 4a (gene nap1l4a). Lineage: Eukaryota; Metazoa; Chordata; Actinopteri; Cyprinodontiformes; Nothobranchiidae. Gene Ontology annotation, cellular component: chromatin; nucleus. Gene Ontology annotation, molecular function: chromatin binding; histone binding. The record is from RefSeq and is a predicted model, not a curated record. Gene Ontology annotation, biological process: nucleosome assembly.